AUGUCCACCCAUCGUGCUGAUGCCAGCGCGCUCCUCGACAACCGCGGGUACGCUGGCCCCCUAAUCCGCGGCGUCAACCCUGCCACCCUCUUCGAGAAAGCCGUUCGCGACCGCAUCACGGACUCCUACUACUGGAAAGAGCAAUGCUUUGCCCUGAACGCUGCCACUCUCUGCGAUCGAGCCGUCGAGCUCAGCUACAUCGGCGGAACCUACGGUGCCAACCAAAAACCUACGCCGUUUCUGUGCUUGGCGUUUAAGCUGCUCCAGCUUGCGCCGGAAAAGGAGGUGGUGCUCGAGUAUCUCAACUUCCAUGACCCGGCGGCGGACGAUGACGACGUUGACGAGGAGGGUGGAGACGGCGCAGCUGUGUUAAAAGCGGUUGGCGAUUUUAAAUACCUACGCGCGUUGGCGGCGUUUUAUAUUCGGCUGACGUUUGACCCGGUGGAGGCGUAUACCGUUCUGGAGCCGCUGCUGUCAGAUUAUAGAAAAUUGAAAAGAAGGACAAAAGACGGGUUUGUGCUGACGUAUAUGGAUCAGUUUGUGGAUGAUCUACUUACCAAGGAUCGCGUGUGUGGUACAAGCCUGUGGAAGCUGCCUGCUAGACGAGUACUCGAGGACCUGGAUAUGCUGGAAGAGAGAGUGAGCCCGCUGGGGGAAGAGAUAGAAGAGAUUGACAGGGAAAGCGAUAGUGAUGAAGAUGGAGAGAUUGGUGAGCAUGGAUCCCAGCAUGGGGACGAUUGA
This is a messenger RNA of Uncinocarpus reesii 1704, 741 nucleotides long. RefSeq lists its product as uncharacterized. Lineage: Eukaryota; Fungi; Ascomycota; Eurotiomycetes; Onygenales; Onygenaceae. The coding region runs from base 1 to 741 and encodes 246 amino acids. The transcript has a single exon. The record is from RefSeq and is a predicted model, not a curated record. Gene Ontology annotation, cellular component: precatalytic spliceosome.